Molecule: messenger RNA, 3889 nt
Organism: Cuscuta campestris
Lineage: Eukaryota; Viridiplantae; Streptophyta; Magnoliopsida; Solanales; Convolvulaceae
Source: the annotation of a GenBank genome assembly
AGCAUCUUCUUCUUCUUCUUCUUCUGUGACCCAUAAAUUUCUUCGUUUAACUGUUUUUCUCACCACCAAGAACACAUUUUUCCCCAUAUUCCUUAAUUUUUAUACAUAUUUCUGACUGGGUUUUCCCUCUUCCACACUCUUCGUACAAUGGAUGGUUCAAAUUCCGGGGAGGAUUGCUGUGUCAAAGUGGCGGUUCAUAUUAGACCGCUCAUUGGAGAUGAGAAACUUCAGGGCUGUAAAGAUUGUGUCACUGUAGUCAAUGGGAAGCCUCAGGUCGCAAUUGGAUCACAUUCCUUUACAUUCGAUCAUGUUUAUGGGAGCAUGGGGUCCAUCCCUUCGUCGAUGUACGAAGAAUGCAUUGCCCCUCUUGUGGAUGGUUUGUUCCAAGGAUAUAAUGCGACUGUUCUCGCCUAUGGUCAGACGGGCUCGGGAAAAACAUACACUAUGGGUACUGCUUUCAAAGAUGGAUGCCAAACAGGACUCAUUCCCCAAGCAAUGAACGCUUUAUUCAGCAAAAUCGAAACAAUGAAGCACCAAACAGAGUUCCAACUUCAUGUAUCCUAUAUUGAGAUACAUAAAGAAGAAGUUAGAGAUCUGCUAGACCCUGCUUCUUUCAAUAAACAUGAGGCAGUGAAUGGGCAUGUUGGCAAGGUGACCAUCCCAGGGAAGCCACCAAUACAGAUUCGGGAAACGUCAAAUGGUGUUAUAACUUUAGCAGGGUCCACGGAAUGCAGUGUCAGAACUUUGAAAGAAAUGGCUGAUUGCCUCGAGCAAGGAUCACUGUGCAGGGCAACCGGCAGUACAAACAUGAACAAUCAAUCUAGCCGGUCUCAUGCCAUUUUUACCAUUACAAUGGAGCAAAUGCAAAAGAUGAGUUCCAAUGAUGCAAACGAUAAUGAUUGCAUGUCUGAAGAAUAUCUUUGUGCCAAGUUGCAUUUGGUGGACCUUGCUGGAUCAGAACGUGCCAAACGAACCGGAUCAGAUGGCCUCCGUUUUAAAGAAGGAGUUCACAUUAACAAAGGACUUCUUGCACUUGGAAAUGUUAUCAGUGCACUUGGGGAUGAUAAAAAGAGGAAAGAUGGCGUUCACGUUCCAUAUAGGGAUAGUAAGCUCACCAGGUUAUUGCAAGAUUCACUUGGUGGUAACAGUAAAACUGUCAUGAUAGCAUGCAUUAGCCCAGCUGACAUAAAUGCAGAAGAAACUCUAAACACUUUGAAGUAUGCAAACCGGGCUCGAAAUAUUCGAAACAAACCUGUUGUUAACCGAGAUCCGGUGUCCAAUGAGAUGGUGAAAAUGCGACAACAACUAGAGUAUUUGCAGGCAGAACUUUGUGCCCGAGGUGGAGCUACUGCUUCCUUUGGUGAAAUACAGGCACUCAAAGAUAGGAUUGCUUGGCUUGAAACAACUAAUGAAAAUCUAAAUAGAGAAUUACACGAGUUCCGUAGCAAAUGUGCUGCCACUCAACCCUGUGGAAUGGAUAGCGAUGCUAGGGGUACCUUUCCGGCCAAGAGUGAAGGGCUUAAGAGGGGUUUGCAAAGUUUAGAGUCUUCAGAUUAUCCAAUGAGUGAGAAUGGCGAUCUUGGGGACUUGGAUGAGGAAGCAGCAAAAGAGUGGGAACACUCUCUUCUGCAAGAUUCUAUGGGCAAAGAAUUAAACGAGUUGAAUAAACGAUUGGAGCAAAAAGAGUCCGAGAUGAAACUUUAUGGAGGAGUUGACACAACCGCCCUUAAACAACAUUUUGGAAAGAAGAUUCUAGAACUUGAAGAGGAGAAAAGGGCCGUGCAGAGAGAUAGAGACCGCUUGUUAGCUGAAGUUGAAAACCUUGCUGCUAAUUCUGAUGGUCAAGCACAUAAGUUGCAAGAUAUCCAUGCCCAGAAGCUUAAAGCACUUGAAGUGCAGAUACAAGACCUUAAGAAGAAACAAGAAAACCAGGUUCAGCUUUUGAAGCAGAAACAAAAGAGUGAUGAAGCUGCAAAAAGAUUGGUGGAUGAGAUACAAUCCAUCAAAGCACAGAAGGUCCAAUUGCAACACAAAAUUAAACAAGAAGCUGAACAAUUUAGACAAUGGAAGGCAUCUCGGGAGAAGGAGUUAUUGCAGCUAAAGAAAGAGGGAAGAAGGAAUGAAUAUGAGAGGCAUAAAUUGCUUGCCAUGAAUCAACGCCAGAAGAUGGUUCUUCAAAGAAAGACAGAAGAGGCUGCAAUAGCUACCAAGAGGCUGAAAGAAUUGCUUGAAGCAAGAAAAUCUUCAGCUCGCGAAAACUCAGUGAAUAGCAAUGGGCAUGUAGCAAAUGGACAGAGCAAUGAGAAGUCUCAACAACGGUGGCUUGAGAAUGAGCUUGAACUAAUGGUCAAUGUUCACGAAGUUCGUUACGAGUAUGAGAAACAAAGUCAAGUUAGAGCUGCAUUGGCAGAAGAGCUAGCUGUUUUAAGACAAGUUGAUGAGUUUUCUUCGAAAGGGAUCGUCCCUCCUAGAGGAAGAAAUGGUCUUUCUAGAGCUUAUUCCUUGCCUCCAAGCGCCAGAACGGCAAGGAUUGGUUCUCUAGAGAACAUGUUGAGCAUCUCAUCAAACUCUCUAGUUGCCAUGGCCUCCCAACUUUCUGAAGCCGAAGAACGAGAGCGUGGAUUUAGCAACCGCGGCCGUUGGAACCAGCUGCGUUCAAUGGCCGAUGCUAAAGCCCUGCUUCAAUACAUGUUCAGUUCUCUAGCAGAUGCGAGGUGCCAAUUGUGGGAGAAGGAGGUUGAAACUAAGGAUAUGAAAGAGCAGAUGAAAGAACUCAUUGGGGUGUUACAAGAAAGCGAGAUUCGAAGAGUGGAAAUCGAGAAGCAGCUGAAGCUGAGAGAUCAAGCGGUUGCAGUUGCACUGGCAACUUCUGCUUCUGGGAACUCAAACAAACACUUAGCUGAUGAAAUGAGCUGUCCCCUGUCUCCAAUACCCGUGCCAGCUCAGAAACAGCUCAAAUACACACCCGGGAUUGCAAACACUUCUACUAGAGAAUCUGCAGCCUUUGUAGAUAAGUCCUUAAAGAUGGUGCCCGUGGGGCAGUUGUCAAUGAAGAAAUUGGCAAUGGUGGGGCAAGGUGGGAAGCUAUGGAGGUGGAAGAGAAGUCAUCACCAAUGGCUUUUGCAGUUCAAAUGGAAAUGGCAGAAGCCAUGGAGACUUUCGGAGUUGAUCAGACACAGCGAUGAGACGAUCAUGAGGUCAAGGCCUUAUGCUCACUCUCUUCCGAAUAACAUCUCUUCUAGAAAUGGCCAUUAGCAGCAGCAGCAGCUUAGUGAGGAGGAAUGUAACAAAUGUUCCUCUUUGACCUAUACGGUAACAAAUGUUCCUCUCUAGUCCUCUUUGCUUGUUUUUAGGUAAUCUUACGAGCGUUGUGCUACAGUCACUAAUGACACCAAGGUUGACACCGCCGUUGUCUCAUGGACAAUGUGACUAUCUGGUGUGUCAACAUUGUUGUCAUUCUUGGGGUUGAAGUAACAUUUUCCAUCUUACGAAGGCGACAUAUAAUUAGAGCAUGAGCCACCCUCAACCUCAGCCUAGGCAAUGGCUUGUGGAUAGACGUUUUUUUGCGGGGGGUGGAAGGUCUGCGUACAUCACAUCCUUACGGCGGGAUCCUGGCUUUCUGCGCCAAGCUGGCAUUUUCAGAUGAUGAUAAAAAUGUAUUGUGAUUUGUGAAUAUGUUAUUCUAAUAGUUGUGUAUAGUUGUUUAGCAGGGUAAUAAUCAGAGUAUCUUUGAGGGUAUUCUUAGCUCUUUUUUUUAUGUUGUUGAGAAGGGUAUUUUGUAAGGUCACAACAGAUGUGCCAAGGUUUUUUUUAAUUCUUUUCAUUUGUUGAUUUUGUAAUUUGUUGUAGUGUUGUGUAUAGUGUGGAAGAACAAAAACAGUUAUAUUAU